Xenopus tropicalis (tropical clawed frog) is the source of this 1103-nucleotide messenger RNA. RefSeq names its product kelch like family member 12 (gene klhl12). The record is from RefSeq and is marked validated. Lineage: Eukaryota; Metazoa; Chordata; Amphibia; Anura; Pipidae.
CUGACAUAAUGGCCCCUAAAGACAUCAUGACAAACUCCCAUGCUAAGUCAAUAUUAAACACCAUGAAUUCUCUACGGAAAAGCCAAACAUUAUGUGAUGUGACAUUGCGUGUUAAUCUAAAGGAUUUCCCUGCUCACCGCAUUGUAUUAGCUGCUUGUAGUGAUUACUUUUGUGCCAUGUUCACUAAUGAGCUCUCUGAGAAGGGCAAACCAUAUGUGGAUAUACAGGGACUAACAUCAUCCACCAUGGAAAUCCUUCUUGACUUUGUGUAUACUGAGACUGUUCAUGUAACAGUGGAGAAUGUACAGGAACUGCUGCCUGCUGCCUGCUUGCUGCAGCUGAAAGGUGUCAAGCAGGCAUGCUGUGACUUUCUGGAAUCUCAGCUUGAUCCGUCUAACUGUUUGGGUAUUCGGGACUUUGCAGAGACCCAUAAUUGUCUGGAUCUUAUGCAGGCAGCUGAGGUUUAUAGCCAGAAGCACUUUCCAGAGGUUGUACAACAUGAAGAGUUUAUGCUUUUGCAUCAGGAGGAGGUGGAGAAACUAAUCCACUGUGAUGAAAUUCAGAUCAAUUCGGAAGAGCCUGUAUUUGAAGCUGUUAUAAACUGGGUAAAACACAACAAAAAUGAGCGAGAGAAAUCUCUUCCUCAGCUUCUUCAGUAUGUGCGCAUGCCACUUCUAACCCCACGCUACAUUACAGAUGUCAUCGAUGCAGAGCCCCUGAUCCGAUGCAGUUUACAGUGCAGAGACUUAGUGGAUGAAGCAAAGAAAUUCCAUCUACGUCCUGAGUUAAGAAGUCAGAUGCAGGGACCUAGAACCCGGGUGCGUCUAGGUGCUAAUGAAGUACUUCUUGUUAUUGGUGGUUUUGGCAGCCAACAGUCUCCUAUAGACAUAGUGGAAAAGUAUGACCCCAAGACCCAGGAGUGGAGUUUUCUUCCUGUGAGUGUGAUAGUGGCCUUUGCUAUGAAAUGGUGAAUAUAAAGAACCUCACCUUUACAUUUAUGUAUGAUGUAGAUCAUCGUUUUUCAGACUGAGGUGCACUUUUUGGAGAGGGGAUUUCUUGCUCUAUGUAUUCUUAAUAAACCAUAAAAUAUUUCUGAUUUUUCA